GCGGCGGCGGCGGUUCCACCCAGCCUCCCGGAAGGCGGGGCUUUUCGUUGGCUGCGGCGGCUCGCCAGUUUUGCUUCCAUGAUCCUUGAAUCCCUGGAGCAUGAAGGUCAAAGUGAUUUCAAUUUUGGAAGACAAUUACAUGUACCUGAUCAUUGAAGAAACCACCAGAGAGGCCAUUGCAGUGGAUGCUGCUGUUUCCAAGCGGCUCCUAGAGAUCAUCCGAAGGGAAGACAUUCUUCUAAAAGCCAUUCUGACCACCCACCACCAUUGGGAUCAUGCAAGAGACAAUGAAGAACUGGCCAAACUUUAUCCCGGCCUGGAGGUAUACGGUGGGGACGAACGAGUGGGAGCUCUGACACACCAAGUGACUCAUGAGGAGGAGUUAAAGUUUGGCAGCAUCAAUAUACGGUGCCUUCUCACUCCAGGCCACACCGUGGGACACGUCUGCUACUUCGUGUGGGAAAACGAUUCUCUGAAUGCUCCUGCAGCUUUCACAGGUGACACCUUAUUUGUCGGUGGUUGUGGGAGACUCCUGGAAUGCACAGCUGAACAGCUGUACAAGAGCCUGAUGGAGGUCCUGGGUGGGCUGCCAAAGGAGACGAAAAUCUUUUGUGGACACGAGUACACAACCCAGAAUUUGAAGUUUGCCUCAAAGGUGGAACCAGAGAAUGAAUUUGUGAAAGAAAAGCUCAUUUGGGCUAAACUCCGAGAAGAUGAAGACCUUCCAACAGUGCCUUCUACUUUGGCCGAGGAGUUCCUCUACAACCCGUUCCUUCGCAUCUUCUGCAGCAAAUACAUCUGGAUUUCACAGCCCCCUUUCCAGCAGCGUCAUGUGGGGCAGAAGCUUGCCGAGGAGAAAUUGCCUUCCUCCGUUUCCCAAAGGAGGGAAACUGUCUUUUCCUAUCUUGCUUUAUCUUUACAACUAUCUUGCUGCAAAUAUGGUGACGAGCAUCGAAGUUAACUCCUUACUUCUGUGAAGGCAGGCGCUAUAGAGCUAUGCAAAAUGGAGGAGGAAAAUGUAUUGUUGUCUGCCUCCCAAUUUACUGUGAAUUUAAUGACAACUAUUCAUUCACCUUUUAAUUUAAUUUUUUUUUAAAAAAAUUGUUUUGUUGCAAUUUAAAUCCAACCUUUCCUUCAGGUGUUCAAAGUAAGCAUACAGUACAUACCAUUCACUCCUCCAUAGCUCUGUGUCUGGAGAUUUGAGAUUGAAUCAUUGAGACAGUUAGUCAGAUUGACCCCAAAAUCCCUCUCCCCUUUCCAUGGCUGAGCUUAGCUUUGAGCAGGAGGCUCCCUGGGGCAAGCUGAAGCUACGCCAUCCUGGCCAGAAGCCUUCUGAAAAUGAGCCACCAUUGGGCGUGGUGAAAUUUUUUGAGUUAAGAAAGAAAAACGCUGGUGUUAUUAAAGGCAGAUUUGUCGUCUUCCGAACACUCUCCAACCCAAAUCCCUCACUUGGCAUCAAGGCAAUGUUUUGUAGAAAUGAGAAGAAAGUAUUUUAAUGUGCCUUACUUUUUUUUCCUUAAACAGAUGAGAAUGGGUUAAUCAGAUUUAUCUCCAAAGGCAAAAAUGCAAGCUAUUUAAAAUUGGGGAGGAAAUUGGGAGCGUGCAAAUGCUCAUAAAAAUAAAUCACAUGAAUAAAUAAUAAUGCAAUGAAUAAAUGCAUUGAAGGCUGCACAAUGCAUCUCCUAAUCGGCAAACCUGAAUUGCCUUCGCUUUCGGAUUGAAGAACUUUUUAGGCCUAAACAUAAUUUAUUCUUGUAGUGUCCAAAAUUCCCUUAGUUGAGCAUGUUUGCUCCCCAGAUAAUGUUGGGCAGCCUGAAAUAGUGCAACAAUUCCAUUGCACUGCACCUUUCUCAUUUGAGAUAUGUGGGGGUGGGGGAAUGUAUAGUGUGCUGCUAUGGCACCCAGGCGGAUGUAAAACUUUCGAGUUUCUUUCCCACAGUAGAGUUAUCUACUUACCCACACGGUAGGCAAAUUUUGGGCAGCCCUUAUAGAAAUGAGACAACGUGGAAAACUGAUUCUAUGUUCUGUGAUCAAUUUCUUAUUUUAUUGAUGGUUGUUGAGUGUCCACAUACACAGCCAUUGUGAUAUACCUCAGCAAGGUGGGAAUGGGCAUUUUUGGUCCCCCUCCUUAUGUUGCAUGUGGACUAGGACAGGGUGAGUCUGCAAAUGCUCCACUUCGUGCCACAGGACCGGAGAGAGAUCUAGAAUGGUGCUGCUAACUCAACUGCCCCACCCAUCCAGAUUCAUCGUGAGGAGAGUUUCAGGAUUUUAUUUUUCUCCAUAAACCCCAAAGACCUCCAAACCAUUUACCGGUACAUUUUUAAAAUCUUAUUUUGGUCCCUUCUCCCCAAAUGCCAAAUUCAGCCUGGUUCCAUUUUGCUCUCGUGCAAUUCUUCAGAAGACCUCCUUGCAUAAAUUCUAACUGUUUGGAAGUAGGAAAAAAGUGGUGGAGUUGUAGUUGUAAACUGACAACGGUCCAAUUUUCUGCCUCAAAGAUCCGAUGAGAUUAAGAAAUCCAGUGGAGAGCACUGUUGUCUGCUGUGAAGCCAAUGCUUCACCUUAUAAUUUUUAAAAAAUUCAAAUAUAAAUCUUUGAUACGA
Molecule: messenger RNA, 2600 nt
Organism: Pantherophis guttatus
Lineage: Eukaryota; Metazoa; Chordata; Lepidosauria; Squamata; Colubridae
Product: hydroxyacylglutathione hydrolase-like protein
Molecular function (GO): hydroxyacylglutathione hydrolase activity
Source: RefSeq, a predicted model, not a curated record